UUCAUUUUUAUAAACACAUAAAGCAACUACUUUUGCCAAAGGUUUUAGCACAGCAAAAUUCCCAUCAUAUUCACCACUCUCACUGUGUCUUUCUUCUUUCUACACACAACCUUCUAUAUCUCUCUGCAAGACUUUGCAGCUCUUUCUCUCAACCAGACCUGUGUGUUCUGGCUCUGCACAAGCUUGUUUUUCUCAAUGGAGAACAGCCCACUUCAGCUUUUGCCUCAUCUCAUUGUCACACUUCUUUUGAUAACUAUUUUGCUUCCCACAACUGAAGAAGGUGGAGCAGUUUCUUCCAUCAAAACUGAUGCACAGGCUCUUCUUUAUUUCAAAAAGAUGAUUCAGAAGGAUCCAGAUGGAGUUUUGUCAGGGUGGAAGCUCAGUAGGAAUCCAUGCACCUGGUAUGGAGUUUCUUGCACUCUAGGAAGAGUUACUGGGAUUGAUAUCAGUGGGAAUAACAAUCUUGUUGGGAUUAUUUCUCUUGAUCCUCUUUCUUCUUUAGACAUGUUAUCUGUUCUGAAACUGUCUCUGAAUUCAUUUUCUGUAAAUUCCACUUCUCUGCUUCAGCUUCCAUAUAGUUUGACACAGCUUGAUCUGUCCUUUGGUGGAGUUACAGGUCCUAUCCCUGAGAAUCUUUUCUCCAGUUGUCCAAACCUGGUUGUUGUGAAUCUUUCUUACAACAACUUGACAGGUCCAAUUCCUCAAAAUUUCCUGCAAAAUUCUGAUAAGCUUCAAUCCCUUGACAUUUCUUCCAACAACUUGUCAGGCUCAAUUUCUGGUUUAAAAAUUGAGUGCAGUUCCUUGUUGCAGCUUGAUCUAUCUGGCAACCAUUUAUCAGACUCAAUUCCCAUCUCUUUGUCAAACUGCACCAGCCUUAAGAGCUUGAACUUGGCCAAUAAUUUCAUUUCUGGGGGAAUCCCAAAGGAUUUGGGUCAGCUGAACAAGCUUCAGACUUUGGAUCUUUCACACAAUCAAAUCACAGGAUGGAUCCCUUCAGAAUUUGGAAAUGCUUGUGCUUCACUUUUAGAGCUUAGGCUCUCUUUCAACAACAUAUCAGGCUCAAUCCCAACUAGCUUCUCUUCUUGCACUUGGCUUCAAGUUCUUGAGAUUGCUAACAACAACAUGUCAGGGGAAUUACCAGAGUCAAUCUUUCAUAGCCUUGGAUCAUUGCAGGAACUGAGGUUGGGAAAUAAUGCUAUCUCAGGGAAAUUUCCAUCUUCAAUAUCAUCCUGCAAGAAACUGAGGAUUGUGGACUUCAGCUCAAAUAAAAUCUAUGGAUCUAUCCCCAGAGAUUUAUGUCCAGGAGCAGGUUCCCUUGAGGAGCUUAGAAUGCCAGAUAAUCUCAUUUCAGGUGAAAUCCCAGCUGAACUUUCAAAAUGCUCUCAACUGAAGACACUUGAUUUCAGCUUAAACUACCUCAACGGUUCAAUCCCUGAUGAGCUUGGACAGCUUGAGAAUCUUGAGCAGCUAAUAGCAUGGUUCAAUGGCUUGGAAGGAAGGAUUCCACCAAAAUUGGGCCAGUGCAAGAAUCUCAAGGAUCUUAUACUGAACAACAAUCACCUCGGUGGUGGAAUUCCCAUUGAGCUUUUCAAUUGCAGCAACCUUGAAUGGAUAUCACUCACAAGCAAUGAGCUCAGUGGUGAGAUACCUCCAGAGUUUGGCCUCUUGACAAGGCUAGCAGUUCUGCAGCUUGGAAAUAAUAGUUUGAGUGGUGAAAUUCCAUCAGAGCUUGCAAAUUGUAGCAGCUUGGUGUGGUUGGAUUUGAACAGCAACAAGCUCACAGGAGAGAUCCCUCCAAGGCUUGGAAGACAGAUAGGAGCAAAAUCAUUGUUUGGAAUCCUCUCAGGGAACACUUUGGUGUUUGUGAGAAAUGUUGGAAACUCAUGUAAAGGAGUUGGAGGGUUGCUAGAAUUCUCUGGAAUUAGACCUGAAAGGCUCUUGCAGGUGCCAACAUUAAGGACUUGUGAUUUCACUAGGCUCUAUUCUGGUCCUGUGCUUAGUUUAUUCACUAAGUACCAGACUUUGGAGUAUCUUGAUCUUUCCUACAACCAGCUUCGUGGAAGAAUCCCGGAAGAGUUUGGAGACAUGGUGGCUUUGCAGGUUCUUGAAUUGUCUCACAAUCAGCUAUCUGGUGAAAUCCCUUCAUCACUAGGCCAGCUAAAAAAUUUAGGAGUGUUUGAUGCAUCGAAUAAUAGAUUUCAGGGUCAUAUCCCUGACUCAUUCUCAAACCUCUCAUUCUUAGUGCAGAUUGAUCUUUCUAACAAUGAGUUAACAGGGCAAAUUCCAUCUAGGGGACAAUUAAGCACACUUCCAGCUUCUCAGUAUGCAAAUAAUCCAGGUCUUUGUGGUGUUCCAUUGCCUGACUGCAAGAAUGAAAACACCAAUCCCACAACAGAUCCAAGUGAAGAUGCUAGUAGAAGCCAUAGAAGAUCAACAGCACCAUGGGCAAACAGCAUUGUCAUGGGGAUUCUCAUCUCUGUUGCUUCUAUAUGCAUUUUGAUUGUGUGGGCAAUUGCAGUGAAUGCAAGGAGGAGGGAGGCUGAGGAGGUGAAAAUGCUUAAUAGCUUGCAAGCAUGUCAUGCUGCAACAACAUGGAAAAUUGACAAAGAGAAAGAGCCAUUAAGCAUCAAUGUAGCAACAUUUCAAAGGCAGCUUAGGAAGCUGAAAUUUUCACAGUUGAUUGAAGCAACCAAUGGGUUCUCAGCAGAAAGCCUAAUCGGGUGCGGAGGUUUCGGUGAAGUAUUCAAGGCCACACUCAAAGAUGGUUCAUGUGUUGCUAUCAAGAAGCUCAUUAGAUUAAGCUGCCAGGGUGAUAGAGAAUUCAUGGCUGAGAUGGAAACCUUAGGGAAAAUCAAGCACAGAAACCUUGUCCCUUUGUUAGGGUACUGCAAAGUAGGGGAAGAGAGGCUCCUUGUAUAUGAAUACAUGGAGUAUGGAAGCCUAGAAGAGAUGCUUCACGGGAGAACAAAGACACGCGAUCGACGAAUCCUAACAUGGGAAGAAAGGAAAAAAAUUGCAAGAGGUGCUGCUAAAGGACUUUGUUUUCUCCACCACAAUUGCAUCCCUCACAUCAUCCACAGAGACAUGAAAUCAAGCAAUGUGCUGCUUGAUCAUGAAAUGGAGUCCAGGGUCUCUGAUUUUGGAAUGGCGAGAUUAAUAAGUGCACUUGACACACAUCUCAGUGUGAGCACAUUAGCAGGAACACCAGGCUAUGUUCCACCAGAGUACUAUCAAAGCUUCAGGUGCACUGCAAAAGGUGAUGUUUACUCAUUUGGUGUUGUGAUGUUGGAACUUCUCAGUGGGAAACGCCCUACCGAUAAAGAGGAUUUUGGUGACACUAACUUGGUGGGGUGGGCGAAGAUGAAGGUUCGCGAAGGAAAACAAAUGGAGGUGAUUGACAAUGAUAUGCUUUUGGAGACUCAAGGAUCAACAGAUGAAGCUGAAGUUAAAGAAGUGAAAGAGAUGAUACGAUAUUUGGAGGUUACUUUGCGGUGUGUUGAUGACUUGCCUUCUAGAAGGCCAAGCAUGUUGCAGGUUGUAGCCCUGCUGAGAGAGCUUAUACCUGGAUCAGAUGGAAGCAGCAACAGUGCUUGAAAUGAACCAUAUUGUUGUUCAUAAUCAUGAUGACAAGUGAUGAAGAUAUAUUUGAGGCUUGUAAGAUUUUCUCUAUAGCUGUUGUUACUGAGAUGUUGUGCCUAGUUUCUAAAUUUCUUUCUUCACUUGUUGUGUUGUGUAGUAUUUGUUAUCAGUGAUACAAUGUUACUUCAACCAAUAUUGGCAUUGGAGUAAUUACAUAUGUGAAAUCAGAAACCAAUUGAGGCUCAUUAAAUUAAGGUGA
Messenger RNA from Lotus japonicus, 3838 nucleotides. RefSeq names its product serine/threonine-protein kinase BRI1-like 2. NCBI's taxonomy places the organism in Eukaryota, Viridiplantae, Streptophyta, Magnoliopsida, Fabales, Fabaceae. The record is from RefSeq and is a predicted model, not a curated record. Gene Ontology annotation, molecular function: receptor serine/threonine kinase binding; protein kinase activity; ATP binding. The transcript has a single exon. Gene Ontology annotation, biological process: protein phosphorylation. Bases 196 to 3594 code for a protein of 1132 amino acids.